CAGUAGGAUUUGAGUCCAAAUAUGUUCAAAUUUCUUUCUAAUCAUUUGGUAAGUUCACUAGUUUGAUCUGCCGAGUAAUGAUGUCGGUAUUGGACUAGUACGGAUUGAGAAGGCAAUACGUUUGUUGACGGGGACCGAGACACAAUCUAAGAGCGAACGAAGAAAAACGAGGUUCAGUUUGGAGUAAUUUUCAGAUAGCAGUAUAUUUUUUUUUGAAGUUGUGCCUCUAAGGACUCUGAUUUACUAAAAAGGUACCCCUCUUUCAUAAUAUAAAAGCGUUUUUUUAUAUUAGUGUAGUGUCAAAAAUGCUCUAUUAUAUUAUAGGACAGAGGGAGUAAAAGAGAGUUAACUGGUUAAUUUGAGAAAACUGAGAUAAAAAUCGUUAUAACACGUGCUCACACGCCUAAGACCCCUCUGAACAAACGACAUACAAGAACCCUGUUCUCCAACUGAAUACAUUGCGUUACACUUACACAUGAUAUUGUACUUACUACAAUUCGUCGCCCUGUUCUCCAUCCUCAGUUUUGUUCCAUGUAUUGCUUUAUAUAUGUUGCCUGAAAGAAAAAUCCUGCAGCAACUUAGUAUAUUAUUAAAAGGAAAAUAAAAGCAAUAAGAAGACCCUUCACAGGAAUAAGAGACAAAUAACAGCACGGACAUGUGCAAAUUUCAGGUCAACCGGACCUGCCUCCUUGGAACCGCCAGGCCAUCCAAACAUAGCACAAGCACGGGGUACACUCAAUUUUUUCGUGUUGCUACAAAAGCUGCCUAUGCAUAAACACUUGCCAAUAUUAGAGAAGAGUGACAGGAACCAGUAACAAAAAUAGGCAGCUGCCCAUGGAUAGAUUCAAGGGUGUCUUCCCCACCUCCCCACCACCAUUGCAAUCUUUUCCUCCACGCAGGGGAAAGGAAAGGGUUCUUCCUCAUCCACCUACCAGAGGAGGAAGAAGAAGAAGCCGAAUUAAUCGGAUCGGAAGAAAGAACCGUCGAGAACCAUGGCGAGCAAGGCCCACCUCUCCUUCCUGCUCCUCGCGGUCGUCGCGGCCUCCCUCGCCGGCCCGUCCGCCGGCAUAUUCCACAUCGUCGGCGCCGGCAAGGGGUGGCGCAUCGCCCCCAACCAGACCUACUACGCCGACUGGGCCCGCACCAGGGACAUCCACGUCGGCGACAAGCUCAUGUUCCUGUACCGGAGCGGGGUGUACGACAUCGUGCAGGUGCCGACCAAGGAGCUGUUCGACGCGUGCAGCAUGGACAACGUCACCAUGCGGUACCAGCUCGGCCCCACCAUCAUCAAGCUCGACACGCCCGGCCCGCGCUACUACUUCUGCGGCGUCGGCGAGCACUGCGAGGGGGGCCAGAAGGUCGCCGUCAACGUCUCCGGCGACCCCGCCGCCCCCGCCACCGCCACCGCCACCGCAGCCCCCGAGGCGCCCGCCGCAGCGGCGCUGCCGCCGGCGUCGUCGACGGCGCAGGCGGAUGCCGAGCAGGCGUCGUCGACGGCGCAGGCGGAGGCCACUCAGGCGUCAUCGACGGCGCAGGCGGAGGCCGCUCAGGCGUCGUCGCUGGCGCCGGCGGAGCCCGCGCAGGCGUUGUCGACGGCGCAGGAGGAGCUCGCGCAGGCGUCGACGAUGGAGGUGGACCCCGCGAAGCUUGUGGACGCCAAGAAGAAACUAUAGGCAACAUGUAUGGCAUGCAUAUAUGUAUUUACCCAGUACGUAUGUAUUUUUGCCGCACAAGUACAAUAGCCCUCGAUCUGGGCUUGGAUCGAUGUACGUAUUUACGCUCAUACUAAGCCACGGCGCAAUUGGAUCGUA
Messenger RNA from Triticum urartu, 1811 nucleotides. RefSeq names its product uclacyanin 1-like. Gene Ontology annotation, cellular component: plasma membrane. Gene Ontology annotation, molecular function: electron transfer activity. NCBI's taxonomy places the organism in Eukaryota, Viridiplantae, Streptophyta, Magnoliopsida, Poales, Poaceae. The record is from RefSeq and is a predicted model, not a curated record.